Psilocybe cubensis is the source of this 681-nucleotide messenger RNA. RefSeq lists its product as uncharacterized. The record is from RefSeq and is a predicted model, not a curated record. The transcript is spliced from 4 exons. The coding region runs from base 1 to 681 and encodes 226 amino acids. Lineage: Eukaryota; Fungi; Basidiomycota; Agaricomycetes; Agaricales; Agrocybaceae.
AUGUCGUCUUCUACUCGUCCAAGUAUCUCUUCUGCGUCGAAUGUACCAGGACCGAAACGGAAUGAUACCUUACCUACAGAAGUAAUUCAGCGACAGGACAAUGAGGCUCCAGAGUCGGAACCACCUCCCAAAAUUUGGUCCGUUGGAGACCCCUUUCAAUAUGCACCUCCCAAACCUGAAGGAGACCCGUGGGCUUUACUCCUGGAACCGCUGAUAAAGAAAGAUAAAAUGCGGUGCGAAGCAUGGAAGGACGAGGUUCAAAAUUUGCUCAUCUUCGCCGGUCUUUUCUCUGCCGUUGUAACAGGAUUUAUUAUCGAAUCCUACAAGAAUCUCCAGCCGGACCCCGAAGAUGUCAUGAUAAAUUUACUGUCUCAAAUUGCGACCCGUCUCGAGCGCGUGCCCGGUCUUAAUACUACAUCUACUGAACCCCCUCUUGCGCAGGCACAGUUCUCACCGAGUUCCUCGACCAUUCGAGUCAAUACAUUCUGGCUCAUAAGCCUUGUCCUCAGCCUGGCAACCGUUCUUGUUGGCAUAGUGUCCCUUCAAUGGCUGCGUGAACACCAAUCAUAUCCAGAUUUGACGCCGAGGCAACGCUACGCUAUAUAUCAUAUGCGAGAUAAUGGAAUAAAGAAAUGGCAGGCUUGGUCGACUUUUUCCAUUCACUGGGAGAAUGGAGGGUAA